CGCUGUGGGCUACGAGGUCUCCCUCACCAGUCCAAUAUAAAUACAGGGGUAACAUCUGCCAAGGCACACAACUUCUGCCCUUUUCCACUUGAAACGGAUCUCUACUGGCAUUACAGGGAUCUAAUAUCCCCCGUCGCAAUGAAGGGUGUGAGGACUAUUACAGCGUAUGCACUUGCUCUUUUACUUCUGGUAACGCUCGUCUCCCAUUCGUGGAGCGCACCGAAGGGCAGUUUCCAGAGGAGAAAUUGGUCACCUCAGGCAAUGCUGUACCUCAAGGGCACCCAGGGACGGCGGUUCAUCAGCGAGGACAGGAAAGAGGGAGACGUAUAUGACACAUUACAUUUAGAGACUCGGAGUCAAAACACAGAGAAACUCAGUGUGAACCAGGCAGCCACAGUCCUGCUCAAUUUCCUGCAGCAAGCCAAGGAGGAUGAAGAAGAAAAUCCUGAACAGCUGUACUUUCAAGACUUGCCGGCAUGGAAAAGAGAGUACUUCUGAUGAAUUUUAUCAUGUAUUUAUUAUUGUUGACAACAUCCUAAUCUAUUGCAUCUGUUGAUCUCUUGUUGUUGGAUGUAGACUAUUUAAUGCGACGUGAGAAAAACACUGGGCUCUUAAAGUACGGCUACACUGAACAUGUUUGAAUGUAUUAUUUCAAGAAAAUGUUUAAUAAAAUGAUUUUGAAUUCA
Messenger RNA from Oncorhynchus keta (chum salmon), 686 nucleotides. RefSeq names its product spexin prohormone 1-like. Gene Ontology annotation, molecular function: neuropeptide hormone activity. The transcript is spliced from 5 exons. NCBI's taxonomy places the organism in Eukaryota, Metazoa, Chordata, Actinopteri, Salmoniformes, Salmonidae. The record is from RefSeq and is a predicted model, not a curated record. Bases 139 to 498 code for a protein of 119 amino acids.